GCUGAAUCAGGAAUAAUAAAAGUAAAAACAAUAGCUGCACGGAACAGUGAUAUUUUGGCAGCAUUGAAAGAGAACAGCUCAGAGGUAGUUCAGCCUUUUCUAAUGGGUUGUGGAACAAAGGAACCAAAGAUCACUCAGCUGUGUCUAGCAGCCAUACAGAGGCUCAUGUCCCAUGAAGUUGUUUCAGAGGCUGCAGCAGGAAACAUUAUUAAUAUGCUUUGGCAACUGAUGGAAAAUAGUCUUGAAGAACUUAAAUUGCUUCAGACAGUUCUGGUACUUCUAACAACCAAUACAGUUGUGCAUGAUGAAGCACUGUCCAAGGCAAUUGUACUUUGUUUUCGAUUGCACUUCACAAAAGAUAAUAUCACAAAUAACACUGCAGCAGCUACAGUGCGGCAAGUAGUUACUGUUGUAUUUGAGAGAGUGGUUGCUGAAGAUGAACGAUACAAAGAUACUAUUGACCAGCCAGUUGCAGUUCAAGGAAAUAGUAACAGAAGAUCUGUCAGUACACUGAAGCCAUGUGCUAAAGAUGCAUAUAUGCUUUUUCAGGAUCUUUGUCAGUUAGUUAAUGCUGAUGCUCCCUACUGGCUUGUGGGUAUGACAGAAAUGACCCGGACAUUUGGCCUUGAACUUCUUGAGUCAGUCCUCAAUGACUUUCCACAAGUGUUUUUACAACAUCAGGAAUUCAGUUUUCUUCUUAAAGAAAGGGUAUGCCCUCUUGUUAUAAAGCUCUUCUCCCCAAAUAUCAAAUUCAGGCAAGGUUCCAGCACAUCAUCUUCCCCAGCACCGGUGGAAAAACCAUACUUCCCCAUCUGUAUGCGUCUGCUGAGAGUAGUUUCUGUUUUGAUUAAGCAGUUUUACAGUUUGCUGGUGACAGAAUGUGAAAUCUUUCUGUCAUUGCUGGUCAAGUUUCUGGAUGCAGACAAACCACAAUGGCUAAGAGCUGUUGCAGUAGAAUCUAUUCACAGGCUUUGUGUGCAGCCUCAGCUAUUAAGGUCAUUUUGUCAGUCAUAUGAUAUGAAGCAACAUUCCACUAAAGUUUUCCGUGAUAUUGUGAAUGCACUGGGGUCCUUCAUCCAGUCACUAUUUCUUGUACCAAGCACAGGGAACACAUCAGCAACACCAAGCCAAACUGGAAGCAAUGCAUCGGGGAAUACUGGCUCAGCACAAACGAACCCAGGAGUGCUUGGAAUGGGAGGAGGUGCAACUGUAUUACCUGCCUUUGAGUACAGAGGCACUUGGAUACCUAUCCUGAAUGUAACAGUACAAGGCAGUGCUAAAGCUACCUAUUUGGAAAUGCUGGACAAAGUAGAGCCACCUACGAUUCCUGAAGGCUAUGCCAUGUCCGUGGCGUUUCACUGUUUACUGGAUCUUGUCCGUGGUAUCACUACCAUGAUUGAAGGGGAGCUGGGAGAGGCAGAAACAGUCAGUCAAACCACAGCAGAGACAACUUCAUUACCAGCACAGUCUUCAGAGCAUCAAGACUUGCAGUCUAUAUCUGACCAAUCAGAGCAGGAACAAGUUAGCAGAGCUGUCUGGGAAGAAAUGGUGAAUGCUUGUUGGUGUGGUCUUCUGGCUGCUUUAUCCCUCCUACUUGAUGCAAGCACUGAUGAAGCUGCCACUGAAAAUAUUCUAAAAGCAGAAUUGACCAUGGCUGCACUUUGUGGAAGACUGGGUCUUGUAACAUCAAGGGAUGCCUUUAUCACUGCCAUUUGCAAAGGAUCCUUACCUCCUCACUAUGCCCUUACUGUAUUAAACAGCACAACUGCAGCUCUGUCCAGCAAAUCAUAUUCCAUUCAGGGACAGAAUGUUCAAAUGAUCAGUCCCUCAAGCGAGUCUCAUCAGCAAGUUGUAGCAGUAGGGCAACCCUUAGCUCUUCAGCCACAGGGAACAGUAAUGCUGACUUCAAAAAAUAUCCAGUGUAUGAGGACAUUACUCAACUUAGCUCACUGCCAUGGAGCUGUUCUUGGUACAUCGUGGCAACUUGUCCUGGCUACUCUUCAGCAUCUUGUAUGGAUUCUGGGACUGAAGCCUGGUGUUGGGGGUGCAUUAAAGCCUGGAAGAGCUGUAGAAGGGCCCAGCACAGUUCUGACUACAGCAGUUAUGACAGAUCUGCCAGUUAUAUCCAACAUACUUUCAAGGCUUUUUGAAAGCUCACAGUACCUUGAUGAUGUGUCUUUACAUCACUUAAUAAAUGCCCUUUGCUCCUUGUCUCUGGAAGCCAUGGAUAUGGCCUAUGGAAACAAUAAGGAACCAUCGCUUUUUGCUGUUGCUAAAUUACUGGAAACAGGACUAGUUAACAUGCACAGGAUUGAGAUUCUUUGGAGACCUCUUACCGGUCAUCUGCUGGAGGUCUGUCAGCAUCCAAACUCCAGAAUGAGAGAAUGGGGAGCAGAAGCUUUAACUUCUCUCAUUAAAGCAGGACUGACAUUCAGCCAUGAUCCUCCAUUAUCUCAAAAUCAGAGACUGCAGUUGCUUUUAUUGAAUCCACUAAAGGAAUUGUCAAGCAUAAGUCAUCCUGAUAUCAGGAUCAAACAGUUGGAGUGUGUGCUACAGAUUUUGCAAAGUCAGGGUGACAGCUUAGGACCUGGUUGGCCAUUGGUGCUUGGAGUCAUGGGAGCAAUCCGAAGUGAUCAGGGAGAGUCCUUAAUACGGACUGCAUUCCAGUGUCUUCAGUUGGUUGUGACAGACUUUCUUCCAACAAUGCCAUGUACUUGUCUACAGAUAGUUGUUGAAGUUGCAGGAAGCUUUGGACUUCACAAUCAAGAGCUAAAUAUUAGCUUAACUUCCAUUGGUUUGUUGUGGAAUAUUUCAGAUUAUUUUUUCCAAAGAGGUGAAAUAAUUGAGAAGGAGCUUAACAAAGAAGAAGCAGUGUUGCAGAAACAGGCAGAAGAAAAGGGGGUGAUGCUGAAUAGACCUUUUCAUCCUGCACCACCAUUUGACUGUCUUUGGUUAUGCCUAUAUGCCAAACUUGGAGAACUGUGUGUGGAUCCCCGACCUGCAGUUAGAAAGAGUGCUGGGCAGACAUUGUUUUCUACUAUUGGUGCUCAUGGAACUUUAUUGCAACAUUCAACGUGGCACACAGUAAUAUGGAAGGUUUUAUUUCACCUGUUGGAUAGGGUUCGAGAAUCUUCUACCACAGCUGACAAAGAGAAGAUUGAAUCAGGGGGAGGCAACAUUCUCAUCCAUCAUUCAAGGGAUACAGCUGAGAAACAGUGGGCUGAGACGUGGGUAUUAACACUGGCUGGAGUUGCAAGAAUAUUUAACACCAGGAGAUACUUACUGCAGCCUUUAGGAGACUUUUCCCAAGCCUGGGACGUUCUUCUUGAUCACAUCCAAUCAGCAGCACUCAGCAAAAAUAAUGAAGUUUCCUUGGCUGCUCUGAAAAGCUUCCAGGAGAUCUUACAAAUUGUUUCUCCUGUCCGAGACUCAGAGAAGCCUGACACACCACCUGCUAUCAAUGUUUCUGUACCUGUGGUGGUAGGGACAACAACUGCCACUAGUCUUGGCAGAUCAUUCAUGAGAACUGACUCCAUAGGAGAAAGAAUAGGAAGAUACAAUGGAUCUGAACCACCUGUAAUAACAGAUGAGAUUGAAGAUUUGAAUCUUUGGUGGGCAGCCUGGAGCAGCUGGUAUAGGAUUGGUUCAGAAAGUACAAGGCCUCCAAUUACUUGUGAUAAAUUGACUUUCAUUCCCAGCCAGCCUUUUCUUACAGCUUUAAUUCAAAUAUUCCCGGCUCUUUACCAACACAUCAAAACUGGUUUCAGCAUGGAUGAUCUCCAAAAGCUGGGUGUCAUUUUGCACGGUGCUGUUUCGGUUCCAAUCAGUUCUGAUGCGUCCCCUUUCAUCCUCCCAUCUUACACUGAAGCAGUUUUGACAAGUUUGCAGGAAGCAGUGCUUACAGCUUUAGAUGUUUUGCAAAAGGCUAUAUGUGUGGGCUCAGAAAGUAUGCAGAUAAUGUAUCCUGCAAUCUUCGACCAGCUGUUGGCCUUUGUAGAAUUUUCCUGCAAGCCUCCACAGUAUGGACAGCUGGAAACAAAGCACAUUGCAAAUGCAAAGUAUAAUCAGGCGGAAUGGGUAGCAUUGAAUUAUGUACCAUUUGCUGAGAGAUCACUGGAAGUUGUCGUGGACUUAUACCAAAAGACAGCUUGCCACAAAGCCGUGGUAACAGAGAAAGUUCUUCAGAACAUUAUUAAGACACUAAGAAUACCUCUUAGUCUGAAAUAUUCCUGUCCUUCUGAAAGCACAUGGAAGCUAGCUGUUUCCUCUCUGCUCAAAGUUCUCUCUAUCGGGCUACCUGUUGCAAGGCAGCAUGCAUCUUCUGGAAAAUUUGACAGCAUGUGGCCAGAGCUAGCAAAUACUUUUGAAGACUUUUUAUUCACUAAAAGUACACCUCCUGAUAAUCUCUCAAUUCAAGAAUUUCAGAAGAAUGAGAGUAUUGAUGUUGAGGUGGUGCAGCUUAUCAGCACAGAGAUACUGCCAUAUGCUAAUUUUAUUCCUAAGGAAUUUGUUGGUCAAAUAAUGACUAUGCUCAAUAAAGGCUCCAUACAUUCUCAGUCAUCCUCCUUUACAGAAGCCGAAAUAGAUAUUCGAAUGAGAGAGGAAUUUUCUAAGGUGUGUUUUGAAACACUGCUUCAGUUUUCGUUCAGUAAUAAAGUCACAACUCCUCAGGAAGGCUACAUCUCUAGAAUGGCACUUUCUGUGCUCUUGAAAAGGUCACAGGAUGUACUGCAUCGCUACAUAGAAGAUGAGAGAUUGAGUGGCAAAUGUCCUCUUCCACGGCAACAAGUAACAGAAAUCAUAUUUGUUUUAAAAGCUGUCAGUACCCUCAUAGAUUCACUUAAAAAAACUCAACCUGAAAAUGUCGAUGCUAACACAUGGGCACAAGUUAUCGCCUUGUACCCGACUUUAGUAGAAUGUAUCACCUGCUCAUCCUCGGAAGUGUGCUCUGCUCUGAAAGAGGCACUGGUUCCCUUUAAGGACUUCAUGCAUCCACCAGCAUCCAAGGUACAGAAUGGAGAGUCUUGACCCCAUAAAACUUCUUUUUUUUUUAUUUUUGAAGGCAAAAAAGUAUCCAAAAAAUGUUUGUUCCCAGGUGAAGUUUCUCUGAGGAAGUCUCUUGUGACUAGUACUUUGGCAACCAGUGCUGACUGCCUUUUAACUGUACUAACAAGAGCUCAGUAAUUCAUGAAUACAGGCUAUAUCUCAAAGGUUCCAGAGCGAGUAGCAGUGCAAACCUUUAAUAAAUUUAACUGAAUAGUUGGAAUCAUUUAUAAUCUAAUGUACUUGCUACAGUAUCUUGAAGUGGUGAUUGAAAAGUGGGCUUAUGUACAGCUUGUUGUGUAUGUGUUAAUGAUGUAAUUAAAAAUAUUUCAAUUCAGUCAGAUUUAUUAGGCUGGUGUUUUGCACCCUUUUUUUGAAGUACGAAUUGUACUAAAAUUUUAUGCAAGAUGGUACUGUAACAUUCCAUAUAUCUGUAACCAGCCUUUGUAAACAAAGGGAACUGAUAUACUUGUGUGUAUAAUAAAUGGUACAGUUCUGUAUAAAAUAGUUGCAUUUAUUAUUUAAAUUCUUUUUAAAAUAUUGAUAAUGUUAAAUGCUCGAAAAUGUAUUUAUUAUGAAUAAGUUGUAUGCUUGCAUUUUUACUUACAGUUUGCCUUCUAAAUUGCCAGAUAUGCUCAUUCAUAUCUGAUCAUGUUGUUAGUUUUUGCUUAAUUGAAUGUAUCUUCUCUGUGGCCAUUGGACAUCUAAGAAAGGGUCAUAUGACAAAAGAUUGCGGCAAGCAGUCAGUAAUCUGCUGAUCUCAAACUUCAAAGUAGUUGACCUGAAAUAAGUUUGGAUAUGCAGAAAUCCACUGUAGCACUUCAACACUACCAUACCUCACUUCAUAAUAUAUUUGUUCUGAGAUGUUUGUUCUACUCAACUCUAUCCAUUUUUGUAGUUGCAGCCUUGCUUUAAAAAAAAUACAUAUUUGAGAGAUGUUAGCCUUUUUUGACCUUCUUGGCAGGUAUCACAGUCUUUGAAUCAUGACCCAAGAAAGGUGAUAUCGAAUAUCUGAAAUACUUGGCUGUAAUAUUUUGUUCAAUAAUUUUAAGUGCUUUGUUUUGUACUGUCUUUUCAACCCAAAAAAAUUGUUCUAAUCUUUUAAUUAUAAACUGUGUCUGAUAUAAAACCAUGAGAAGUGUAUUUUUGAAGGUAGUUACUCAUAUAGAAGUGCAGUACAAUUUGUCAUUGAGUAAAUGUGAAUUUGUUUCACGUAAUACACAAUCAAAGCAAAACACUUUUAACAGUAUUGUUUUUAAAGUUUGUGACUUAGCACUUAAACUCCUAUUUAAUUAUGAUUUCAAUAAUGUUUCACCUGUAUUCACAUAUUUUUAACCUGUGAUGUGAAAGCACAAAGGCCAAAUGUACAAAACAAAAAACAAAAAAGAAGAGACAGGUGCCUUUCUAUGGAUUUCAGAAUUUCAGAGUUUACCUUCAGGUUUUUGUUCCUUAAAGUCUUUUGUAGAUAUUAAAAGAGAUUAUCAUGCAUAAGAAACGGUAUUAUAUCUGUUUGCUUUACACUUCCCUGGCUAAAGGGACAUUGAUUGGUACAUGUGAAUAGAUGCAGAAGUUGCAGGAGCUUCAAGCUGAAGGUGUGAUGAACUGGUCAGGGUUAGAAAUACCCUGCGUGAAUAAUGUUAUACAAGCCCAGCUUUGUACAGCUUGCUCCCAUAAGGCUCCAGUUUAUGGUCAUAGAAUCAUAGAAUCGUUUAGGUUGGAAAAGACCUUUAAGAUCAUCAAGUCCAACUGUUAACCUAACUCUGCCAUCCCACCACUAAACCAUGUCCCUAGGUCCUUUUGAAAAGCUUUCUGUUUCAAAGUACAGUAGAUAUUAAAGAGGUUUCGAGAGCUUGCACAUUUCUCUGUGACCAAAGUUGCAUGGAACUUAAGUUGUCAAGCGUGGAUAGUUUUUAGAGAACACAGAGUUUACAUUAAGGAAACAAAUGCUUCCAAUUAACAGAAUUUAUGUCAACAUAGCUUCUUUGGAGGAGCCGUUCCAGUAUAAUACAGAACUGGGUCCCACAUACAGAUAACAACAUUGUCCAUACUCUGAAAGUGAUAACCUGGCAACUGCUUCCCUAAUUAGUGGAAGAUAAGUCAAGGUCUACGAGGUCAUUAAAGAAACAAAGUGUAGGACAGGAAAGAAGGGUAUUAAUUUGGUUUAGAAUAUAUUAUCUUAGCCAGAAUUUCUGGAAAGAGGCGUGCAGACAAAACUGUGGGUGAGUUUGUUUCUAUUUAGUUUCUAAUUGGUUUUUCAGUGAUAACACAGAUGCAUUCUGUCCAAUGAAGCACAUCUUCAGCUUCAUCUGUAUUUUAAAAAGGGGCUGGAUAAGUCUUUCCUGACUCUAGAGCUUAGUACUUUACCAUCUGUGGACAUGAAUCUUCAAAAGGCUUGGAAAUAAACUACCAAUGAUCUAACUUUCCUUCCUUUCCUCUUAAUUACAAAAUGAAUAAUAUCUGUGCUAUUUGAGGGAAGUUUUGGACACGCAAGCUGAGGCUGACCCUAUUCAAACUGCUUUCUUGUAUAUAGUUUGAGAACUAAACCGAAAGCUACUUAGUUUAGAAAAGAGGUUUUUCCUUGACUAAUUUUGUCUGUGAAUAAGAAUUAUUCCCUUUACUGUGCCUUCUUGUCCAGCACUCACAUAUUUCUUCCAACUUGAAGUGUCUGUUUCUUUCUUCUAUUUGUACCUUCUGCUAAAUAUUCUUAGGGCUUCUUUGAUGCAAAGAGCAUUUUUGAAUAUUGAAAUUUCACAUUUUUACAUGUUUCUAGCAAGGUAAAUCUUAUUCCUGAAGAAAGUUAAUUUAAUUUAGUGUUACCUAUUGAGUAGACCCAUGUCCAAGUUCUUUUCAAGUCUGUAGGACUGCUUAGUCAUGAGAAGUAAAACGUGUGAACGUUUUCAGGAUUGGAGUCUGUAUUGUGUCACUGAAAUCAGCUAGAAAAGGGUACAGCUGACUGUACAGAAAUGUCAGCUGUAAGUGGGAAGAUAAGCAUUAAUUGCUCAUUGAAUGUAACCACAAUCUUCACCUUUUUUCUUCUUCUCCCCAACUUUAAAAAAAGACAUGGAUUGGGAAUCCAAAGAGAAAAUGUGAGGGUCUUACAGAUUAUUAGAAGGUUCAUAUCAAGAUUUUGGGUUACUUGGGAAAACUUGUAUGUCUCAGUGCCAUGACCGCUGCUUUAAGUACGCAAGGAUUGAGGAUUACAGAGUUAACUCCAAUUAAGGAACAGAUGCCUCACGCCAGGAACUUAUUAAAAGUCUUAUUCUUAGAAGUAACUGACAGUAGUUAUUUGCUUAUCAUCAGAGAUGCUUAUCUAACUGGACAUCCAUUUUGUUCCCUUGUACAUCUGCCUGCUUCCCUACCUGUUUUAUUGGUGAACUGUGGAAUGUUACUGGACAUUAACCCACAUGAAAUACUUGGUCACUGUUAAGUUAUUUACAAGAGCAAGUAGGAGUACAUCUGUGAAACUUAAGGAGUUUAUUGUUGUAUUCUGCAGAUGUUUGGGGUUUUUUUUCACCCAGGUUGAGUUGUUCUUGCCAAAGGACAAACCUUCUCAUGGCUGGACUUGAACUCUUCAGGCAAGAUAUUUUUAGUGACAUUAAUGCCUUUAUUUUCCUCAGCAUAUGGCAAACACAAAUACUAGUCAUCAAUGCAUUCUACAGAAAUUAAUUUAGAAGUGCAGGAUACUACUCUUCUGGGGGCGGGGAGGGAACCCCAUGUUUUCUCCUCAUCCAUUUCUGCACGGCUCAGUUCUGAGUCUUUCACUAGUUGUUCACCUCAAAAUAGCAGCUUGCUACUCACUUCCUAUGUAGGCAGGCAUCUUCCACAGCUUCUUCUAAAUUAUUGUUAGCAGAAAUGCCCCUCGUUCCAGGGAUGCAGAAAUUUCAGAAAAUAAAAUAUACUGUGUGUAUUUUGUGUCCAUCUAUUCUGAUCUUUCAUUCUGUCAUGGCUCUCCAUGUCACUUUUCAAGGGGCAUGGGGAGUACCACAAAACGUCAUCGUUUGUGUACACCUGCAGAGUACAUGUAUAGCGUUGUGAAGGAGUCAGCUAUGAAAAUGUGACUUGUGUGGUACCAAUGAGUAACAUUUUUCUUCCCCUUUUAGCUUAGUGAACUGAGAUUGUGUUGUUUUAAGAACUCUCAGGACUGUCUUCCAGCUUUAUCGAUAAAAUAUUCUAUGAUAAUGUACAGCGCUCAUUAUGAGUCUGGUUUGGUACAAAAAAACCAUUCUCUCUUAAUGAUUAGUGUUUGCACAUGCAGGUGAGAUUCAGAAUUUUCAUCUCUAGCAUCUUUACAUGAAAAUACUUAGAUAGGGAUGUAAACUGAUUGAGACCUCACUGAUUCUUGCAGCUUACUAAAUAACUCUAUUACAAAACUAACAGGAUAUGGACAGUUUUUCCUGGCCGCAGGUGAUGAAUAAAUUCAAUGAAUAAGGUCUGUGCAGUAUUUAGUUUAUCUCAAGUCUCAGGAAAGAGCUUUUCAAACUCAGAGCUUCAGUAGGGCUUGUGCACCAGCAUAUAAGCACGCUUCCUGGCUAAGAAUACUUCCCUCCCAUGAAGGUUGCGUCAUAUUUUAAGAACUCAUCAAAUGUAAAUCUUGUUUCAUAGCUGAGUUGUAGUGUUCAGAUUUAUGUCAUCUUCAAAGUAUCUGACUGCUGGCUAAUUUAGGACAGACAAUGUUACGCUCUCUAGGAACCAGCUGCUGGGAUCAAGAAUGACUACAUCAGCAGCAAGCGUGGAAAAAAAAUUGAUGGCUCUAGACAACUUGUGUAAGAAAGAGAAAUUAAAUAUUCAUGAUUCUUAGGGUGGAGGGAGAACAUCAAAAUAAAAACGACUGGACUUGAAGAAGGGAGAUUUCACAAAAUUGAUAGGUAAGAUCUCACAGAAGACCGGUCUGAGGUAAGAGAGGAACUGAGGAGAUAAGACAGUUCCUUGGAGAUGGGAAGGUCAUGACUGAAGGUACAUCCCAGUGCAGGUGACGGAGACUAGCUGUAAUAAGAGACCAACACAGUUAAAACGAAUCUCAUUGACUUCAAACACAAGGAGGGGAGACCUAAAGAAGGUGGAAGUUCAGAUACCACCAAAGAAUAGUGUUAACAGAUAGGCGUGGAAGUAGAUGAGAUACAACUGUCAACUGACACAGAAAAAAUACAUAAGUAGUAACUAAGAUUUGUGCUAAAAAAAGUCCUGACUAUUUAAAAGAGGAUGGCUAUUGACAUAUCAAGAGGUUGUGUGUUUGGUUCAGAUUUGCAAUUUGUGUGUUGAAUUUUUUGGUUUGUUACAGUGAUGACUGAUCGAAAAAGUCAAAAAUCAACAGCCAGUGUAUUGCUCGUGCAAUUGUUAUGAGUGACAGAGGUUGAAGAAGCUUACCUAGGAAAAGGAAAACAUAAAAAAAAAAA
Messenger RNA from Egretta garzetta (little egret), 10436 nucleotides. It is a transcript of the gene MON2, whose product is annotated as MON2 homolog, regulator of endosome-to-Golgi trafficking. Bases 103 to 5028 code for a protein of 1641 amino acids. The transcript is spliced from 33 exons. Lineage: Eukaryota; Metazoa; Chordata; Aves; Pelecaniformes; Ardeidae. The record is from RefSeq and is a predicted model, not a curated record.